UGAACCCUCUUGCGUUCGCGCUUGAUGAAGCGUACAGCACGGAGCGCCUAACCAGCUGCAGGUGACCCGUUUCGGAAAGUGGUGAGGAAGGGAGAGGGGGGAAAAAAGAGCUCAAACCAUGAAGACGACGACCGACCAGGGACCGGUGGUGAUGGUUGGAAACGGUGUGGAAGAGACGGCUGAACUGCGGACGACCAGCAUUGCCACCGUGACGCGGUGGCUGCUCGACGAGCGGCCCGAUCUGGUCAUCCCCGAGGGCUCGCGGUUGAUACUGUUCUUCCUGCGUACGACCAAGUACGACCUGGACAAAGCCAAGCGGAAGCUAAUGACGUUUCUAAACAACAGAGAGAAACUCACGGAAUGGUUUAAAGACCGGGAUCCGUUCCGGCCCGAGAUACAGGAGCUGCUGGACAUUGGGGUGUUUCUGCCGCUGCACCAGAAGGACGCACUGAACCGGCAGGUGGUGGUCAUCCGCACCGCCGCACACGAUCCCGAGAAGCACAAGCAGGACGAUGUGUUCAAGGUGGACAAAAUGAUACUGGAUCUGCUGAUGCACCUGGACGAGACGGUUUCCGUGCACGGGGUGGUGGCCAUAUUCGAUAUGCAGGGCGUCACGCUUGGCCACGCACUGCAGCUAACGCCGUCCAUGAUUAAAAAAUCCGUCGAAAGCUGGGAGAACUACCCCUGCAAACCGAAGCUGCUCGAGUUCGUUAACGUACCUGUGCACGUGAACAUCGUGCUGAACGUGUUUAGGAGUUUCAUGAGCGCGAAGAUGCGCGAACGCGUCACCAUCUCGCGCAAGGGUUCGUCGCUGGAGCAGUCGAUCACAUUGCCGCUCGAGCUGGGCGGUAACGGGGAGAGCUAUUACGAGCUUUCCGAGCACUGGAAGCAAAUGGUACAGGACAAUGCGUCGUUCUACUCCAAAAUGGAGGAGAACGUGUUCCACUUAUAGGGAUAGGGGUUAGGGAUGAUGAGCAGCGCUACUUUGAAUGAAUCAUAUUCUAUUGGAAUAAGGUUCCGCGGGGCUACGCGGAAUAGAUGUUAAGCGUGUCUAAAUGACUUUUAGAAUACAUUUUUUAAGCACAUUUUAGUGUGAACACAGCUAAA
Messenger RNA from Anopheles gambiae (African malaria mosquito), 1107 nucleotides. It is a transcript of the gene pinta, whose product is annotated as retinol-binding protein pinta. NCBI's taxonomy places the organism in Eukaryota, Metazoa, Arthropoda, Insecta, Diptera, Culicidae. Gene Ontology annotation, molecular function: phosphatidylinositol bisphosphate binding. The coding region runs from base 119 to 952 and encodes 277 amino acids. The transcript is spliced from 4 exons. The record is from RefSeq and is a predicted model, not a curated record. Gene Ontology annotation, cellular component: membrane.